GACUAGUGAUCUGCGGAUAUUUUUAAAGUUUAUAAUAUUACUUUACAAAAAGAGUUAAUUAAUAAAAGAAGUCGUGACUGUGUUGUGGAAAUAUCGUUUAAAUACUUUUACAGUUUAAUGUCGUGACAUUUGAGCGUUAUGGUGAAAGUAGAAAAGAGGCCGCCUUUAGGCGGCAAUAAAGCCCUGCCAAGCAGUACUAAUGCUCCUUCUAAACAAGGAUCGACACAGAAGAUGGCAGCCCACGUAAAAGUAGUGGUAAGGGUCCGCCCUAUAAAUCAAAAGGAGAUCGAGCAUAACAACAGGAUUGUUGUCGAAGUUGUUGACGACAAAAUGCUGGUGUUCGAUCCGAAGGAGGAGAGUAGACCGUUCUUUUACCAUGGCGUCAAACAGCCGUCUAAAAACACUCUGAGACGCGGCAACAAGGACUUGAGGUUUGUUUUCGAUCAUGUCUGUGGUCAAAACGCUAGUAAUGCCGAUGUAUUCGAAACUACCACCAAGGAUAUAAUCGCUUCUCUGAUGGAGGGAUACAACUGUUCUGUGUUUGUGUACGGCGCGACAGGGGCAGGGAAGACAUUUACCAUGAUUGGGAACAUAGAGAAUCCCGGCAUUACGUACUUGACUAUGGAGCAUCUAUUUUAUACCAUCAGUUCCUUUGAAAAGGAGAGAGAAUUUGAUAUAGCUGUGUCAUAUAUUGAAGUAUACAAUGAAAAUGUGUAUGAUCUACUAAAUCCGUCAAGCACACCGCUGCAGCUGCGAGAGGAUUCAAAUUAUGGAGUUAUGGUGGCUGGACUGACCCUCAACAACAUUAAGACGGCAAGGGAACUACUGAAUAUGCUUGAAAACGGAAAUAAAAGAAGAACUCAGCAUCCGACUGAUGCAAAUGCGGAAAGUUCAAGAAGCCAUGCAGUUUUCCAGGUAUAUGUAAAAAUGAGAUACAAGACCAGCAGUCAGGUGCGUAUCGUAAAGCUCUCAAUGAUUGACUUGGCGGGAAGUGAACGAGCAUCAGCUACAGGUUGUGUCGGUGAGCGGUUCAAAGAGGGCGCUAACAUCAACAAGAGUCUUCUGUCCCUUGGGAACUGCAUCAAUAAACUGGCUGAAGGAAGCACAUUUAUUCCAUACAGGGAUUCAAAAUUAACGCGCCUAUUGAAAGACAGUCUCGGUGGUAAUUGCAAAACAGUGAUGAUAGCUAACGUAUCACCAUCCGCACUGAGCUACGAAGACACAUACAACACACUGAAAUAUGCCACAAGAGCAAAUAAGAUACAGAUGACUAUAAAGAAGAAUAUUGUUGACGGCAACAUGAGGUUGUCUCAAUAUGUUAAGACUAUUGAGGAGUUACAGAAGAAAAUUAAAGAGCUUGAAGCAGCAUCGUGCCUGCCUGAUGCUGCUAAAGAAAAAGCCAAAGCAACAUGGAGGAAACGCAUAGUAGACGAGGAGAGGGGGCUCUGUGAGGUGGAGAAUCGUGUUCUGGCGCUGAUGACACAGCAGCGAGUGUUGGCUCUCCGACACCGACUCCGGACGAGGGCUCACGAGCGAGUAGCUGACCUGGCCCAUCGGUCGUCUGCUGAGGCUAUACAACAAGUAUGCACAGAGGAAAUUCCCCGUCAAGAACGCGCAGUUGAGAACUACGUGAAACAAUCAGUAAUAUUGGACACAAAGAUUUCUACCAGUUGGAAGAAAUGGAACGAGCUACAUAGAAAACUGAGUGUCAUGUGCAACGAAGCGGCAUCGGAGUGUCCAGAUCUAGCAGAUUUCGUCAAAGUCAUUCAAGUCCAAAGCGACGUACGACGUCUGAAAGCGCUGAACGAACUAAGACUGAAACUGUUGAACAUCGAAGACGAAGAGAUUACUGCUGUAAUGGAGUACACAAGUGAAAUGCCCACUAUGCUCAAAAAACUGUACCUGACUCUCAAAGGAUAUGACAAAGUUCCGCCAGCGUUGACGGAGGAGUAUUUGGAAAUCAUGAGAAAAGCCAAAGCGGCACGGGGGAUUACCUGGUCAGAUAAGGAGAAAGAAAAUUGUGAUUCACUCUACAAAUUUAUAUCGACUUUGGACUUGGACCAUCCCACAUUGACAAUGGACUAUGACAGGAGACAAGACAUUAACGUGACGAUCGAUCUUGACAGUGACGAUUUGGAAUCGGAGAAUAUUGAACCAGUUUUGGCGAAGAAACGAAAGGGGACGCCGAUAAAACUAGUCAAUAACGACACUAUAAUCAUCAAUGACUCCCUCGAGAGCUUAGACACAACGAGAAACAUUACUUCGGCGAAAAAACUCAAAAGGGAAGACGAUAGAAUGAUGGGAGUCGAAAACUGUGGACCGAUAGAUCCCAAGGAUUUGAAUUCCACCUUUGUACUACCGGGUGCCAUGAAAAUGAAGAAGAUUAAAGUAGAAGUGCCACCCCUGAAGAGAGGACUCGCGGAUAGGACGAAUAUUCCACCGAGAACUCUUAAUUUUGACAACAAAGCUAAAAUCGUGAAGCCGGUAGCCCGAGCGGUGCCGUUUAAACGCACCGGGGCGGCCUUCGGCUCGAGUGUGCCGAGAGACGGUGCGCCACUGCCCCGUAAUAUACAAGGUCAGUUCUACGUGAGGAAAUAACACUACAACCUGCGUGACAACUGACGAUACUUGGGCCAGGCCCAAAGCAACAAAUUCAUCGCGUAAAGACGUCAGCGUUCGCGUCAUUCCUGCGAUGAUUUAUGACGUCAGAGCGUCAUCCUCGUCAUUCCUGCAAUGCUUGAUGACGUCACGUGACCGGUAGUAACGUCAUAACUGUGUUGAAUUUUCUACUUUUACAUGAGUAGCUUUGAUGAGCUUUAAGUCAUGACAUGAGUGUGGAGGUAAGGUCAAAAGAUGAAUAAAAAAUCCU
Messenger RNA from Aricia agestis (brown argus), 2869 nucleotides. RefSeq names its product kinesin-like protein KIF18A. Gene Ontology annotation, biological process: microtubule-based movement. The record is from RefSeq and is a predicted model, not a curated record. NCBI's taxonomy places the organism in Eukaryota, Metazoa, Arthropoda, Insecta, Lepidoptera, Lycaenidae. The transcript is spliced from 8 exons. Gene Ontology annotation, molecular function: ATP binding; microtubule binding; microtubule motor activity. Bases 139 to 2598 code for a protein of 819 amino acids.